CGCACUGUGAUGUCUGUCUACUUUCAAUUACAUUGCUCAAUCUCAUUUUUGGGAACGCCUCCCGACGUCCCGUACAGGAAAUCCGAACGAGGACAUGUAUGUCAUCAGCGGCUUCGAUUCAAAUAUUCCCGGCCGUGAUAGGAAAGCAAUAGUUGCGCCUGCUACAUUUAGCCAAAUCGAAACCCAACUGCAGCAACUCGAUGACCUGCCCACCUGCCUGACCUGCCUUGCCUGCUUUCUGGCCUGGUACGAACCUUGCCAAGAUGUACGUUCCGUCAACCCCGAGGUAUCGAAUUGGGCAACGACAAGGACGAUCCGAAUGCGCCAAAAUGAUGGUGGGGGGUACCUGUGUCACCGCAACGCUCACAGCCAGCCUCGAGGUACAUCUGAUCUAUUCCAGCCAGCCGUAGGGAACCUCGCUCGGCUGAUACGGCUUGGCGCGCUUGUUCAGUCUUUACUGAAGAGUCUAUGUCUGUACGCAUUCAGAACAGACACGAAAUCCCCUCCCACGGGAAGGAUGAUACCACCCGAUGGAAAACGAAGUGGCCCGCUGGUGUUUGCCCAAGGUGGCUUCUGCAGUUUGCUUAGAUCGGCACUAAAUGCAAUGAUCAGCACAACUAUUCCUCGACGGGAAAGGUGGCAAGCAGCUUGGCGCCCAAACCUUGGCCCUAUAGAAGACUGCAUCUCGAACGGCAAUCUGGAAGAUCGCGUGCAGGUAUUCGCACUAGCUGAUAGUAGCUCAACGCUUGUAUUCGACCACGAAGCUUCUGUCGUCUUUCGUGUCUUGACUCUCGUCUAUCGCUGGGGAGGGGAAGCUUUAGGUUUGAUCCAAACCCAUACGGUCCGGUGACUUGGGAUUACUUUACAUUUCCCCAGUGACCUUCUGUCGCGAGCCAACCCAAAAUCAAACUCCAU
This is a messenger RNA of Pseudomassariella vexata, 915 nucleotides long. RefSeq lists its product as uncharacterized. NCBI's taxonomy places the organism in Eukaryota, Fungi, Ascomycota, Sordariomycetes, Amphisphaeriales, Pseudomassariaceae. The transcript is spliced from 2 exons. The record is from RefSeq and is a predicted model, not a curated record. The coding region runs from base 95 to 850 and encodes 251 amino acids.